AUGGACGAGAACCGCGCUUCGUGGUUGACGGCACCCAUGGGCAUGUUCCUGGCCUGGUCAGCAUCGACGUUUCUGAUUAGGGCGUGGGCCAAACUUCGAACCAAAACAUGGGGGUUGGAUGACUACUGUCUGUCUCUAUCUCUUGCGACGAUUGUGGUGCAUGUAGCUUGCACGUAUCGUGCUAUACAUUUCGGAUAUGGAAAACCACUGGCCGCGAUAGAGCCAGAGCAUCGACCUAUACUAGAAAAGCUGCUCUACAUCACUGAGUUCCUCUAUGUGCUGGCACAAGGGCUCUGCCGAGCUUCAGCAUCGCUCUUCAUCAGUCACAUGGCCCAAUCCGGUCCGCAAACACGACCAGCCCGAGCAUUAGCUGGCGUUUCAGGAGUUUGGACAGCAGCUUCAGCCCUGGCAAUAGCUAUCCGUGGCAACAUUGGUCGCCCAUGGUCUACACUGGACGGAACUCAACCAUUGUUCACUCGGUGGUUGUCUAUAGAAAUCACUGGAGUGGUCAUCGAACUGUCGAUAUGGCUUUUAGCCGCCCAUCUAGUCUGGAGUCUCCAGAUGACGCUGCGGAAGCGUAUCUACAUCCUUGGUGCCUUUGGCGUAAAACUACUACUUAUCGUUUUCAUCGGGUUUCGUCUCAAAUACCUGGCCCCUGCCCGUAACUGGGAUCCGACACUCACCAGCAUCGUGCCCAGCAUCUUCACCCAGGCCGUGCUACACUUUUCCAUCAUUGCGUCCUGCGUCACGACGCUCAAGCCUUUCCUGCGCCACUUUGACCCGACCUACGUCCUCGAGAGCGCAGACGUGAGCUCCUCGAAGCGCUCGCGGACCAGCACCACCAACCCGUCGCGCGACCCAUACUACCGGCUCGGCACCAUGAAUCGACCGAACCGAUCUCGCGACGACCCCAACGACAAUAUCAACUGGCGCCCGUACCAGGGACCCACGCAAUCCGACCGCUACGCGAAGGCCUAUCAUGACUCGACCGCGACGCAGUCCAGCCAAUCCAGCAAAGAGGGCACGCUCUCGCGGCUGGCGCGGACGAUAAGCACCAGUUUGGGAAGCGGCACCCAAAGCAAACAGAGUAGCGCAACGCGAAGCAAUCAUAUUGGCGACACAGCUUCGAUGAGGACAGACGCAUCAGAUCGCAUAAUUAUUGAGCGGACGACAGAGGUGUCGGUCGAGCAUGAGGACUCUCCAGCAGAGCGUGCAAGUCAAAAAGGGGGAGUAUAG
Molecule: messenger RNA, 1236 nt
Organism: Akanthomyces muscarius
Lineage: Eukaryota; Fungi; Ascomycota; Sordariomycetes; Hypocreales; Cordycipitaceae
Exons: 5
Coding region: 1-1236 (411 amino acids)
Source: RefSeq, a predicted model, not a curated record